Molecule: messenger RNA, 5975 nt
Organism: Suricata suricatta (meerkat)
Lineage: Eukaryota; Metazoa; Chordata; Mammalia; Carnivora; Herpestidae
Gene: STXBP4
Product: syntaxin binding protein 4
Exons: 18
Coding region: 397-2085 (562 amino acids)
Biological process (GO): hippo signaling; regulation of cell population proliferation; insulin receptor signaling pathway
Cellular component (GO): cytoplasmic vesicle
Molecular function (GO): syntaxin binding; molecular adaptor activity
Source: RefSeq, a predicted model, not a curated record
UUCGGGGACUCAGGGUGGCUCCAGCGCCAGCCACAGAAAGCAGCGCGCCUCCAUUCGGGACGCCAGAGCCCUCCCAUAGCCCCCGGAGAGAGCUCCCGUCGUCAGGGGCGAACGGCCAGAUCUCGCGAGGCCAGCUCAGUCUCGCGACUUCUGGGAUGAGCCAGCCGCUGUUUUGGCUACGAGAUUCCUCAAGUGGCGGCGUUUGCAGUCGAGCUACGGAGGCCGAGUUGCCAGAUUACGGGAAAGUAUUUAAGGAGCUUGUGGAGUAAUAUGAAUCAGAGUAAUAUAGGAUCUGCAAGAAGUCCCUCAAGAUAGCUGGAAAAGAAGAAUUUCUAGACUCCUCAUCAAGAUCUUCAUUUACACAGUGGUUAAAUCCAAGGCUCCUGUGGUAAAAUCAUGAAUAAAAAUACAUCUGCUGUGGUAUCAUCCAGUCUACUUGAAAAGGACCCUGCCUUUCAGAUGAUUACAGUUACCAAGGAAACAGGCCUUGGUCUGAAGAUCCUUGGAGGAAUUAACCGGAAUGAAGGUCCCUUGGUAUAUAUUCAGGAAAUCAUUCCUGGAGGAGACUGUUAUAAGGAUGGACGUUUGAAGCCAGGAGAUCAACUUGUCUCAAUAAACAGGGAAUCCAUGAUUGGUGUAUCCUUUGAGGAAGCAAAAAGCAUAAUUACCAGAGCCAAGUUGAGGUCAGAAUCUGCUUGGGAGAUAGCGUUCAUAAGACAAAAAUCGGAUGGCAGUCAUCUGGAAAAUCCAUCUUGUACAUCCCUUUUACAAACUUCAGGAGAGCAUGGACCACAAGCUCCAACAUUUAGCCUUCUUCCUUCUCCCCCUGAAAUACUAAUUCCAAAGACGCCAUCUACUCCCCAAACUACAGAUCACAUUUUAUCUUCUUUUAAGAGAAAUCAGAUAAAAACUGGAUACAAGAAAACAGAACAGACUCCAAUUACUUCUUCAGAAAACAGCCUUACGGAUAUGUCUAAUACAGAUAUUGCCCCUGCCUGGACUGAUAAUUAUGGACCACAAGGAAAGAAGAUUUCCCUAAAUCCCUCUGUUCGCCUUAAGGCAGAGAAAUUGGAAAUGGCUCUGGAUUAUCUUGGUAUUCAGCCCACAAAGGAACAACACCAAGCCCUGAGACAGCAAGUUCAAGUAGACCCAAAGGGGACAGUGUCUUUUGGAGAUUUUGUCCAGGUUGCCAGAAACUUGUUUUCCUUGCAGUUGGAUGAAGUAAAUGUUGGUGCAGGUGAAAUUUCCAACAUGCUAGAUUCACAGCUUCUUCCCUGUGAUUCCUUAGAGGCAGAUGAAAUGGAAAGGCUUAAACGUGAAAGAAAUGAUGCCUUGGAGGAAGUGAAUACACUCAGGGAAAAACUAUUUGAAUCAGAAAGGCAAAAGAAACAGUUGACAGAAGAACUCCAGAAUGUGAAACAGGAAGCCAAAGCUGUUGUUGAAGAAACCAGAGCCCUGCGAAGUCGGAUUCACCUUGCUGAAGCUGCACAGCGACAGGCACACGGAAUGGAAAUGGACUAUGAAGAAGUGAUCCAUCUGUUAGAGGCCGAGAUCACAGAUCUAAAGGCUCAGCUUGCUGAUUAUUCAGACCAAAAUAAAGAAAGUGUCCAGGAGUUGAGAAAGAGAAUCACAGUCCUCGACUGCCAAUUGCGAAAAUCAGAAAUGGCUCGAAAAACUUUUGAGGCAUCCACUGAAAAGCUUCUUCAUUUUGUAGAGACUAUUCAAGAACUAUUUUCUGAUAAUCCUUCUCCUUUAUCAAAUUUAAGUGACAGGAGGGUGGCGUUAGCCUCUCAGACUCCCCUCACGCCCCUGGGAAGGAGCGGACGGAACAUCGCAGCGACACUGGCACUUGAAUCUAAGGAACUUGUCAAAUCUGUUCGAGCCAUACUUGAUACGGAUUGUCUACCUUAUGGGUGGGAAGAAGCUUACACAGCAGAUGGAAUCAAGUACUUCAUCAAUCACGUAACACAGACGACAUCCUGGAUCCAUCCCGUGAUAAGUGCACUGAACCUGUCUUGCUCAGAGGAAAAUGAAGAGGAUUGUUCCAGAGAACUUCCUGAUCAAAGAGUUGAUGGUCUUCUGUAGCAAGCAGAGCUCCGUGGUCUUCUAACAUCUCAGUCUACAUGGAUGACACCAACAUGCAACGGUCUAAAAUAGGAGUAAAGCACACCCUACUUACUGAAGUUCUAAAAUGGAGAACUUUUGUAAAAAUUCUCUACUUUUGUAUAACUUUUUUAUUUUUUGGACUUGCGAUGAGCAUUUUUUUUAUUGAGGUUUAAUUCACAUGGAGUGUUAUAAUAAUUUCAGGUGUACAAUAUGGUGGCUCAACACUUCUGUGCAUUACUCAGUGCUCAUCAUGAUAAGUGUACUCUUAUAACCCCCUUUAUUUCAUCCACCCCCCCGACCUGCCUCCCCUCUGGCGACUACCAUCUUGUUCUCUGAAUUUAAGAGUCUGCUUUUUUGUUGUCUCUUUUUUUAUUUGUUCGUUUGGUUUGUUUCUUAAAUUCUACAUAUGAGCGAGAGCAUACGGUGUGGUAAAACUUCUUAAUAUAAGUGUAUACAUUUACAAGAGCAGUUGCCACUAAGUAGUUCUUUAAGAAUAAUCUAGUUGUAUUUUUUGAAAUCAUAUAUAGGUUUUAUAAUAUGUAUAGUUUUUCAUAUACAAUUUGAUUUAUAGUUUUAUAUAUAGUUCUUUAUAGAGUAUCAGAUAAAACGGUUUUUAUCAUUAAGACUUAUCAGAAAAUUAUGUGAACACAGUAAAACACUUCAUUUCACUAACCGUUUACAGUCGUGUCUUAGGAAAGUGCUCUGAGCAAGCUUUUGGGGGUUUCUUACGGAUCACAUUGGACAACUAUCUCGUGGGCUACUGAAUGCAGUUUACAUAUUUGUGGGGCUCUCUAGUUACAAAAUGCUCCUCAGACCCUGUUUUGGUUAAAACAUACAAGAUGCGCGUGAGGCAGAUCCACUGGGUAUUUUUUUAUUCUUGUUUUCCAGUUAGGAAAAUAGCGGUUCAGAGAAAUGAAGCACCUUGUCCUGGAGCUGAGGUUUACACCCGAGUCUUCUGAUUCUCCAUCCAACCCCCUUUCUGCUGCACCCCGCUGUCCCUGCAGAGGGAGGUCACGGCUGACACGCCGGCCACCGUGGCUCUGUUGACACAGCUGAGCUCCACAGCUGUGCGCUCCAGCGGCCACAGAUUCAGGAGGUACCUCUCUGGUCGGACGUGGCCCCCACAUAACCCCACUCUUCUCCUGUAAACACUUCUACCUCCCACACCCCCAAAUAGUCACCAAGUCAGGGUGCAGCUCUGUGAUGCCCUUUCCACAGGCUUCUUGCAGCAGCUCGCGUUUUUCUAAAGUAAAGGGAAUGGCUUACAUCAGCGGUCUGCCCUGCCAGAGGGAACUUUUGCAGGGAGUUAAUGAGAAGAGGGGCCUCUGGAAUCUCCUCUGCUCUCUGAACACAUCCACGAAGUCUCCUGCUAUGAGUUCAAGACUGACCUCGUGACUGCCGAUGUCACCUUCCAAACUGAUUACACUUCCCAUCUUAGGUUAUUCUAUUGUAAGGAUGCCACUAGCCAGUUCCUGGAAGGUCUGGGCCAUUGACUUGGAGUGCUAAAGAUUGUCUUUUUAUUGAUAUAAACCAGGGGCUAAGAAUUGGGGCAGAGUGAGGACAAAGUCCACCAGGACAAUGUCCUGAACCAACUAAUGCUAAAAAAGGGAUUUGUUCCUCUCCAGUACUCUGAUACCGUUAGGUAAUAUACUUAGGAAGAAAGUGAGUCAGAAUCAUUAAGUGAUCAGAAUAUCCUGUUCUUAACCAUGGCUGGUAAGGCUGAGAAGUUACUGUUUGUCAUGGUGGCCUCUUCCCCCACCCCUUCCUCUUCCCCCACCCCUUCCUCCUCACUCCCUCUCCACCUCUAAAAUACAAGCAGGAAAAAGGAACCCAACCUUGAGAAUCAUGUGAUUCGGUGAUUUUUUUUCCCCAAACAUCUUUUGGUGAAAAAGACUCAUUUUUCAAAUGGACUCUUAGCAGAAUCCCAAUAUAUGUAAUGGAUUUUUUUUUUAAAUAUUGUUACUCUUCUUGAAAUGAGAGAAACCUGAAGCCCUAUUAAAGCAUCCCCAGGCAUGGCUGUGCAAACCUAGGGCUCCCUAGAAUAUAGCAUAAGAUUCCUCAAUUGUAGCCAUUUUAUAGAUGUAAACUGAGAUCCUAUGAGGUCACACAGUGAGUCAGUACCAGGUCAAGACGGGACCUAGAUCCUAAAGCCUCCUAGUCUACUACAUUUCAUAUGGCGUGUAAUAUAGAUGUAUGUUGUAAAUAUGGGUCUGUAUCAUGAAUAUAUAUAGGAUUUAUAAUUUACACCUUGAAUAAAAACAUGAAGUCAAAUCCAGGCUGAUAGGUAGUCAUUAGCCCGAGAAAAGUUUCCGAGUGGCUGAAGAAGACUCAGGCUUCUCCUGACAGCUGUAUGAAUAUGAGCAGGCUUCAGGGAGACAAGCUUUGAGAGAAGCCCUUGAGGGAGCUCUUUCCUUGUGUCCCCCAGAGGUGAGUGGGAUUCUCAGACCCCCAAAGUUGCUUUCAUAAGUUGGUGCCUAUAAUUGCCAAAGUACAGACUUUUUGUUGUUGCUAAAUUAAUGGUAUGAAAUUUCCCUCCCCCUCCUAGGAGUGUUUUCUCUAAUUUGUUUCUAAGUGAAGAAAACACAGAGGAGACGUUAGAGUCACUUGAGAUCCAGGUCCUCAGGCACGCAUCUCACCGACAGACGCCUCAUACGUCAGCUUUGCUGUUUUCUGCCAGUUUCUUCCCUGCUUCCUCAUAAAAUACCUUAUGGGAAAGGCCUCUGAAAAUUGUAAGGAUAUCAUUUGUUGAGCAUUUUGUGCCACACAUUGUGAUGCGUAGUUUGCAUAGAUUAUUUCAUUAUCUUCCUAAAACAGCCCCAUGAUGUAGAAACUCUUAUCCCCCUUUUGUAAAGAAGAGAUUUAACAUUAGAGGGAGUUGCCAGUCUUUGCCAAGGGGUCACGCAGCACCUGCAUGUGGAAGCCAGGGCCCAAGGCAGGUCUGGCACCGCCCACUCUCUUCAACCAUCUGUGGAGCUGCUUAGAUCCAUUGCAUGUGACACUUGGGGUAGAGGUGGGGUCCGUGAGUCAGUUUCUCAACCUGGGCAGAUACCAGUUCAGUGCACAAGGAACUUUCUGGUAGUUGGGGCUCAUCAGGAAAGAAUUCCCCCAUGAGAAGUGGAGGCACUGACCCAGGAAGUGGUCAUCCUGAGCUCUUUAUGGGAACGGUACUGAAUCGGCUGGACCUUUUGAGCACUCUCUGAGAUUCCUUCCUCUUUAUGCCCUCCAAACCAACAGAUAAAUGCCCAGGAGACAAAGAACCAUGAUAUGGACUCAUUAAGAAUCCUUAUCCAAUGCAAAUAGAACCAUCAGACUAUUUUUUGGUGAGUUGAUGUUUAUAUAGCCAAUCUUUCAUUAAUAUAAAUCAACUUUGUUAAUGUGAUAAACCCAACUGACCCACUGGCUCAGAUUCUAGGGUUAGAAAACCUCCGUGUUCUUACAUCCUCCUGCCUCACUUCACGAAUGAGUAUUUUUACAAAGUUAAUCAUACUUGUUAAGCAGCUUGCUUUUGACAUAUUUAUUGUGGUCGUUUUUUUCCAUUUCUAUGUAUUUGUCAAUACAUAGAUUGUUCUAUGUCAAACGUCUGCAUAAAAUAUCAUUACCCAGAUAACUCAUAAUCUUUGUAGCCAUCAGUCUAUUUGAUGAACACUUAGGCUGUUCUAAGUUCUCUCCUGUUACAAUGUCACAGUGAACAUUGUUACAAUCAUUAAAUCCUUUUCUUCACAUAUGCACGCACUCUUAUGCCAAUAGGUCUAUAAUGCGAAUACAUUCAUCAAAGUAAAUUGCUAUAUCAAAGGCUUGUUCCUUUUAAAUUUGGUAACUAUUCAUAAAUUCUCCUGCGUUAAAACAGAGCCAAUUUACACCACCACAAA